Ilyonectria robusta is the source of this 768-nucleotide messenger RNA. Its product is annotated as P-loop containing nucleoside triphosphate hydrolase protein. Gene Ontology annotation, biological process: regulation of endocytosis. NCBI's taxonomy places the organism in Eukaryota, Fungi, Ascomycota, Sordariomycetes, Hypocreales, Nectriaceae. Gene Ontology annotation, cellular component: endosome. The record is from RefSeq and is a predicted model, not a curated record. Bases 1 to 768 code for a protein of 255 amino acids. Gene Ontology annotation, molecular function: GTP binding; GTPase activity. The transcript has a single exon.
AUGUCGGCCACUCCUUGGGACUACAUCGCCAAGCUCGUCUGCAUCGGCGACUCAGGAUGUGGCAAGUCUAGUCUCACCAUCCGCCUCUGCGAAGGCCGAUUCUCACCCCAUCACGACGUCACCAUCGGCGUCGAGUUCGGUUCCCGCAUCGUCCCCGUCGGCCCGCCUCACUCCAAACCCGAAGUCCGCCCCUCCUCCGCCGACCCUUCAGACCCCGACGCCGCCCCCGAUGGCCUCCCCGAACCUCCGCGCGAUGCCUCCUCAGUGCCCCAGAAGCAUAUGAAGCUCUCUCUAUGGGAUACGGCCGGCCAGGAGACAUACAAAUCCGUCACGCGCUCCUAUUUCCGCGGCGCCAGCGGCGCCCUCCUUGUCUUCGACCUCUCCCGCAAGCAGACCUUCCAGCACGUUACCGAUUGGCUGAACGACCUGCGCCAGAUAGCCGAGCCUGACAUCGUCGUCAUCCUUGUCGGCAAUAAGGCCGAUCUCGCCCAACAGGAGGACAACAAGCGCGAAGUCACUCGCGAGGAGGCCGAGGAGUGGGCCCGCCGCAACGGCGUCAUGGAGUACGUCGAAACCAGCGCCAAGAGCGGCGAGAACGUUGAGAAGGCAUUUAUGCGCGUCGCCGAGAGGAUAUACAAUAACAUUCAGGCCGGGAAGUAUGAUCUUAACGAUAGGAGGUCCGGCGUCAAGGGACCAGCCGCCGGUGGGAACCGCCAGGUGAGACUCGGAGGCGACUCGAACAAAUCGGCAACCGGGGGUUGUUGCUAA